Octodon degus (degu) is the source of this 1730-nucleotide messenger RNA. RefSeq names its product family with sequence similarity 220 member A (gene Fam220a). Gene Ontology annotation, cellular component: nucleus. Gene Ontology annotation, molecular function: STAT family protein binding. Gene Ontology annotation, biological process: negative regulation of transcription by RNA polymerase II; protein dephosphorylation. Lineage: Eukaryota; Metazoa; Chordata; Mammalia; Rodentia; Octodontidae. The record is from RefSeq and is a predicted model, not a curated record.
GGACACAAAAGUAUGAGGGACAGAAGAAGAAGCCUCGGCACCUGCAUGGCCAAGGCGAAAGGGAAGGGAGAGGACUGGGACAGACUGUCACACAGCCUUAAGAGGAGCACACAGGAGGAGGGCCUUUGGCCCGCAGUUGAUGGAAAUGGAAACGCAAAGGGCAAGGCGCUGUCCUUGGAAACAAAAAAUGGUCUGAGUGAGGCCAGUGUCCUGCUUCCCCUUGGUGACAGGGCAUUUUUGUAUUUGAAGGAAUCCAUGGGAAGAAAUUCAGCCCCGGCAGCAUUUCCCAGCAAGGCUGUGGGUCUAUCCCUGAUCCCUGCAUCUGUCCCUGUGGGAGAGUGCCUAGCUGCCCUGUCUCACAGCAUCAGGGAAGCUCUGCAGAGGAACUGGCCAGGGCAAGACCCCAGAGCCACGGACAGCUGUAGAGGACAGUGCUCCAGCGGAGAGCCCUGGGAGUUGGCACAGCCGGGCCACUUGCAACUGUGGGAAGUGGGAGUUUCUAAGGGUGAGCGAGUGAGGGCUUUUCCCGAGUGGCCAGGCUCUGAGUCAGAACUCUCCUGCCUGUCUUCCUUGCUGCCUGAUUCGCUGCAUAACCGCUGCCAAAGCCUUCUAAAGGAUGAGACACGAUGUGACCACCUGGACCAGCUAAAGCCUGUGCUUUCAGAGCAGAUGACAGAAUAUAGUAAUAUGCUUUCAAGUAUAAAUUACCUCAAAUGGUCUGCAGAUAACACUGGGGUUGUUGGCUCUAUGACCUUUGAAAUUAGCAAAUCCAGUAGGCCAUAGUUAAGGUACAAGCAGAACAAUAAAAAUAGUAGCUUAAUUUUAAGAGUUGUCUUAAAAUAAUUUUUUGCAUUACAUCUGGAUAUAAACAGUGCAGCCAUUCAGGUCCUGCUUUGUUUGUACUGCUAGACAAACUUUAUAAAGUACACGUCUAGUGUAAACUUGCUAAAAGCUCGGUAACACAGCAGGAAAUUUUUGAGCAUGUUUUAAAUUGUACUUAAAAGAUGAUAAAGAAUUGGGAAACCCUUUCAGGAGAUUAUUGAUAUAUCCAAUACAAGCUGAGAACAUGGUGGUUACCACGAAGCUCUUUGUCUCCAAUACCCAAUCUAAAGGGCUACUGUCCCAGAUACCGUCUGUUUCUUCAGCUGUCCUGUCACCAAAUGGAAGUGGAUAUUUGUAAAGUUUACCGCUGUACUUUUAUGAAGCCUUGCUGAGUUCACGGUGAGCUGUUACUAUUUCUGCGUUUUGUAGAAAAUUUUUGGACUGCAGCAAACUUUGGUUCUUAUACUUCUUUCUACUUGAAAUGCAGUUUCAAUGGAGGCCCUAUGGUGAAAGUUGCAAUAUUAACUUUAGAAUAAUCUUCUCAAACUAGGAUUUCUAGCAGUGUUACCCUAAGUAAAAAAGAGCUUGACUCUGCUGUAGCAAAGCUAUAGAGAAGCAGAUAAAGUGUUUUCCCUUACAAAAGAUCCCAGAUCCAAGGAGUUGAGAUUUCUUUUUACAUUAAGGCUUUUCUGAAGUAACUUGUUUGUUGAUAACUUUAAUAAAGGCCACUUAAGAGUGUUAAGUUUUUAAGGACUCCCAAAGUGAAGCUUAAAAUAGUCAUUUUGGGAAUAAUUGCAUAUAUCAAUUUGUAUUGUGUGUUAAAUUACUAUGCUGUGUACUAUUUUAGUGUUUUGGUAAAAUGGAAAAUAAAAUCUGUUCUUUAGUAUAAUAAAUAUGUCUUAUUUUAA